AGGAGAGGCCGUGCACGGUGCGUCUUUCCACGGCGUGUACUUGUGGAGCUGCGACUUUAGGUUUGUGGUCCUGCGGGGCGGAGGAUGAGAGCUUGGAGCUGUGCCCCUUAUUUUUAGGCUUUCUCCGUCCCCCAGAUGACAGCUGAUGAGCCAGGAGAUGGAGAACAAGGCCAUGUACUUGAGUACGUACGAGGAACGGGAAAACGUGUCCAUGUACGAAGAUGCCUUUGAGGGACAUAACUUGUCCAAGCUCAACCUGUGCGAUGAAGGUUCUGGAAAACGGCGCAGGAAACAAGAUCAGUGUUGCGCUCAGUUCACCUCUUUGGUGGCCAUAAAGUACGCCAUCGUGUCUCUGUACGUACUUGUGCUGCUCACCAUCUUCGGACUUUGCCUGGCAGUGUCUCGCUCCCAGGCAUGGUCGCAGCGGCAGCAGGUGCUGAUGGAGAACGUCACACACAUGUCGGAGAAUUCCCGGCUGCUCCAGCAGACGCUGGGCGAGACUUCCGAUCGGGCUGACUUCUUGGAGAACAUCUGGAAGCUGGAGAAUCUCUUCCAGAACCACAGCGACUGGCUGCAGAAGCUAGAGAUUCUCAUCAAGAGCCUUGAGGUGGAACUGAGAACCAUGCAAGCUCACUCCCUGCAGUCUGAAGGCUACCUGGUGCAUCUGGAUGAACGGCUAUCAUCGUUUAGCAGCUCCACCGGCAGGAACCUGACUGGUCUGAUUGCCGAGGUGGCGCGCACCUCCACCUGGCUCCACGACCAUAACCUGCUGCUCAUGGAGACUUCAGAUCAGGUGACCGGGCUAAGGGACAAGCUGGAGGAGGUCAACUGGACGGUGGGAGCUGUCAAUCACACCGUCAGCAAUGACAUCAAUAUUCACCAUUUGAAAAUCCACGAUCUGCAGAUUCAGAUCAGCAAUAUCACAGAGGACACAUCCAGUCUGUGGGUGACCCACUUCCACACGGAGGCGCAACUUAGAAACGAAAUGGAGCUCUUGAACACCCUCACAGAGGACCUGCGUGUCAGAGACUGGGAGCGCUCCUUAGCUCUGAAAAACAUCAGCUUCAUAGAAGGACCUCCAGGACCAAAAGGAGAGAAGGGUGACACUGGGCCACUGGGGCACACCGGCGCCCCUGGAUUAACCGGUUUAAGAGGGUUUUCUGGAGAAAAGGGCAUCCAGGGACUUCGCGGUAUCAAAGGAUCCAGUGGUGACGAUGGCAGUCAAGGAGAAAAGGGAGAUAUCGGACCCGUCGGUCCAAAAGGGGAACGAGGAGAACGAGGGAUGAAAGGAGACAAGGGUGACAGAGGAGAAAAAACGGUGGAAGACACCCUGGUACGACUGGUGAAUGGGUCAGGUCCCCACGAGGGCCGUGUCGAGGUCUUCCACGAGCGGCGCUGGGGGACGGUGUGCGAUGAUGUGUGGGACAAGAAGGAUGGCGACGUAGUGUGCAGGAUGUUGGGAUACCGAGGGGCCACCGAGGUCCACAGGACGGGACGCUUCGGACAAGGCAGCGGUCUAAUCUGGAUGGACGAUGUAGCGUGCGACGGCUCUGAGGCCGCUAUCCAUGAGUGCAAGUUCUCUGGUUGGGGCAAAACCAACUGCGGCCAUGUGGAAGACGCUGGCGUCACAUGCCUCCGCUAACGAAAGUUGGAAAUCCCUUUCACCCGAUCCAUUCCUUUAGUCCUUGGUCCUGGACAUGUUGUCAUGUGUCAUGGCAAGUGGACCCGUUUUGGUUGACAAGAUGGACAUAGAGACUUUCAAAUGAGAGACCUAUCUUGGAAACAAACCGCUUCUGAUCUUCUGGUCGGCACAAUUUUAUGCCCUAUUAUGAGGACCCUAUUGAAAGAGAUUCCUUUUUUAUAGUUAUUGUCUUCAUUUGUGUUAUUCUGGCAAUGCAAUUGCUUUACCAGAUAUUCCAGCACACACUUUCUACUAUCCGUGACAUAUAAUCUGUUCAUACCAUUCACAUAAAUACUCAGUUCGAGUGUGAUGUUACUAAACUUGUCCAACUCGUUAGCCAACUCUUCCUCGUAAUGGAUGAGACAAGCCGAGCUUCUUCCCAUAAUCUUUAGCUUGGCCGUGAUAUCGUGAUACAUCAUUGAAGAAUCUAUGCAGUCAAAUGCACAGGAAGUUGGACAUUUUGCUCGAUAUCAUUGUUUAACAAAAACCAAGACGACAGAGAUUUUAACCUGUUUUAGUUAGAAAGAGGUGCUCGUUGUUAGCAUCGCACAUGUUCGCGAUGUGUUUCACAUUACAGCUCACAGUGUUGUUUAAAGGCGUCACAUUCUGACGGAGCGAAAGUGUCGCCAAAGCUAACAUGCGGCUUCCAUUUUGUUUAUUUUCCCUGUCCCCCUUUGUCAUCACAACAUGUCUCGUCUGGAGGCCACAGGGACGCAAACAGGAUAUCUGUCUUCCACUCUUCUCUGCGUAUUUGCCUGCCGCGGUGAGACGAGACACGCCAGUUUGGCCGCUCACGUGCCGGCGCGCUAACAUGCAAACAAAGGAAUGAUUUGGUUAGUUCAUUGUAACAAAACUGUUGUGAUUUACAAAAUUGUUGGAAACUCAUCUCUAAUUAAUUGCUACGUUAAACAUCAAUGGAAUCGAUCAAACUGUUUUUGUUAGACCACGCGUUUUUUGAUAUUCUGAAUUUGUGGGGCACAGUCAUUUCUGCUCUGAAGUUCAAUGUCAAAAGAUAUCAUCUCAUUUCAAAUACAGGAAGUGCGCUAAGGAAAUCUUUCCAAAAAAAAUUGAAUCUGAAAUUGAAUGACUCUUCUGUAUGAAAUAUAAAAUCCAUUUCAGAAAAAAGAACACUGCAGCAUUGUCUUCAGCUACUGGGGCACUUCGAACAGUGCCCCUAACGCAAACGGGCUUGCUAAAAUCCCAACUUUAAUUGAAUUGUUAAUACAAUUUGGAACAACAGGGGCAAUGCCCCACAAGACUCUAAUAAGAAGCCAAACAUCGACUGCUGUAUGAAAUAUUAAGGACAUAUCAACCAGAAGGGAAUCUGAAACACCUCUGGCACUACCCCAAGUGCUUGUAAUUCACACAGGAAGCAAAAAAAUCACAAUUCCUCGCUGGCUUACUGAUAUUUUCUCAUUGCAUUGAAAGUAGUCAUGUGAUCUCCCAUUUGGGCCGAUACCUAAACCUCAUGCGGUGAGAUGCUUUUAGUUGUACCUUUUGAAAUUGAGACAUGUUCUUAACCACUUAAAUGUGGCUUCAUUUUUUUAACACAUUCUUGGUUCCAUAUCAUUCUUUUUUUUUUAUCAUGGCGCGUCGGUUAUUCAACAUUUAUUGGAAGGGCUACAACGUCUACACCCCAAAUAUUUGGUAGUACAUUGUUUGAUUUGAACGUCAACUACUAAAUGCUGCAUAUGCACUGCUGACAUAAUAAAUGUGUUUAAACAGGUGA
Messenger RNA from Hippocampus zosterae (dwarf seahorse), 3410 nucleotides. It is a transcript of the gene scara5, whose product is annotated as scavenger receptor class A, member 5 (putative). NCBI's taxonomy places the organism in Eukaryota, Metazoa, Chordata, Actinopteri, Syngnathiformes, Syngnathidae. Gene Ontology annotation, molecular function: ferritin receptor activity. Gene Ontology annotation, biological process: iron ion transmembrane transport. The transcript is spliced from 13 exons. The record is from RefSeq and is a predicted model, not a curated record. Gene Ontology annotation, cellular component: plasma membrane. The coding region runs from base 146 to 1642 and encodes 498 amino acids.